Meloidogyne enterolobii is the source of this 674-nucleotide messenger RNA. NCBI's taxonomy places the organism in Eukaryota, Metazoa, Nematoda, Chromadorea, Rhabditida, Meloidogynidae. The record is from the annotation of a GenBank genome assembly.
UUUUUAAAUUUAUCAAAAUGGAUUAUUUUUACAAAUUUAGAAUUUUAAUUAUUUUUAUACUUUUGCCUUCUAUGCUGUCUUCAGAUGUUGAGCCAAAUGUCAAUAAAAAAAUAGAAGCUGAAAUUAGAAAAAAGUUUUCAGAACAUAAGCAAUUUGUACAUCCACCAAUGAAAAAUAGUGAAUUAUUAUGUAGGUGUAAUCACGAUGGUUGUAGUAGGGAAAUUACUGAUAUUGCUGGAUCUAAAUAUGAGGGAAUAUGUAGAGCACAUAGUGGUGGGCAAUGCAGAAGAAUGGUCCAUUUGGGAAAGGAUAAGAAAAUUAAAGAAGUUGUGCUUUCUUGUAUGCACGCUGACCAGCUAGUACCUAAAGAACGUCCUUUUGUCUGCCAAAGUGUUAAUACAUCACAGCUUAUUCAAAUAGUAAAAUGCUGUAGAGAUGGUUCUUUUUGCAAUGAUAAAAAGUUUUCCAUCGAAACAACUGGACAAGGUUUUCCUGAAACUUCAAACGAUAACGACAAUUCGAAUACUUCAUAUUUAUAUUUUCUUUUACUUUUUGCUGUUUCUGUCCUCUUUUCUGGGUUUGGACUUUGUGUUGGAAUUAAUUUUGGUGCUAGAAUUAAAAAAAGAAUAAAGAAGUCUUUUGAUAAUUUGGUUACUCGUUUGAGGAAUUUUUAG